AUGAGGCCCCCGCGGCACGGGCGGGAUCACCAAGUGUUUCACUGCAAAGACAAAGUCCUCGCUAAGAGGAUUGAGAUCUUAAACCUAACUCUGACAAAGUCCAACUGUAACUACAGGUAGGCGGGAGACGGGUCAGCAGAUCAGGCUGAGCAGGCUCAAACUACGCAGAUAUAAAAGUAUUUAAAGCGUUUUUGGAGGAGAGGAACGGGGACUGAGACCAGGAGGACUGGAGGAAGAGGAGCAGAGGGAAGAAAAGCAUGACACAGUGGGGGAGAGACACACUGAGAGGUGUCUAAUCUUAGAUCUUGGAGUGGCCGGGCUCGCUCCGAGCAAGUCACAUGUAGUGAUGUCACCUCCGGAGAGUCAGGCAUGUGUUUCCCAUCCUCUCGAAGGAUCUCAAAGAAUCUGUGAAUGGGCGCGCCGGAGGGGGUCGAUUCAGCCCAAAAGAUGAAAAACUCUCAAUCCGUUUAAAUCCUGAGCUAAAACAAACCUUUAAAACAAGAACCAGGAGGGACCGCAUGAGACACCAGAGAGGGAACCGUGAAGCAGACGGAGAGGGGUAAUGUGGAUCAAACACGGGCGACUCAAAUCGGGCAUUAAAGCGAACUCUAUAACAAAACCCAAAAGGGGGAUCGGGUGACGACUGGGACCUGGGAGCAGCUUUCUGGAGGUCCUUGAUGAGCCAAAGCUAACUGACACUGGUGUAGGGUGACCAUAUUCUGACCAGGGAUGUCCACCACAUCCUGAACGGCUCAAAUUUUCGCCAUACACCAAUUCCUACCAGAUCUGUUGGAAUCUGGAAUCGCGAGAAUCACUAGAACCUGCGGAUUCACGUGUAAUCACGCGAUAACAAGUUGUCUAUAGCCACAUAGGUUAACCAUAUAAGCAGUAGAUUGUGUCCUUCCAGAGGAGGAAAUCUACUUCUAGACUUCUAGAAUCAGCAUCUCCUCAUCCAUGGUGUCAUCGGGGUGAAAUGACGUCUAAAAACCUUUCACUUGUUCGUCUCCGCCCGUUUGCAUGGUGCGAAAUACGAUCCGUAACACGGGGUAUUUUAUUUUGAAAAGAAGCCGGAUGUUUUAUUUUGUGUCUGUGCCCAACUUCCUUUCCAGCACGGGUUAAUCUGUGCUGAAUUUAUCCGCCAUGCUCCGGCGUCCGGAAAAAAUAGAACUCUUGCAAUCAGCGGCGGCGGAGUCCGGCGAUCCGCAGAGGAACGGAAAGAAGCCAGUGGAAAUUGACAAUGUUAACUUGAAUGUUUACGAUCAGCUACGAUCGGCGGAUACAACCUUUUUAGCCGUUCCAGACGCGGUGGAAAUUUGGUAUUAAUCCCCAAAAGGAGGACACUACUACGCAAGGCAAGGUUGCAGAGUCGCACGUAGUAAAUUUUGAGGGUUUAUCAGGUCGGGUUGAGUGUUUUUUACGCACUUCUGACUCAGUUAGUCCAUGCUACACAAACUCAAAACCUCGGACAUUUGAAGGAUUUUAUAAACUCCCCCCAGACAAGGCCGGACAGCCCCCCAAAAAAGACAACAUUUCCGGGUAAAAGAAGACAUAUGGUCACCCUACACUGGUGGUGAAUCUUCUUGCCUACAUCUCCAGCAUUUAUCGCUCAAAAGUGACACUGACCCUGUCUUGCACACACACUCUGAAUUUCUAAAAUCUAAUAUCACAACAGAGACUUAUCUUGUCUGGUAAAGAGACAGGUGUUAAAGAUGCUGAGAGCGCCUCUAAAAAACCCAGAGAUCCGCCUGUUAGGUCUGAGAGUAACCUCUGUGUUUCUGACACUGACACUGAGCAGGUGUGUACCUGAGUGGACUAAAAGGCAGCAUGUCCCACUCACCGGCUUCACAGCGGCUCAGGCUGAACCCAUGCGCCUGACACGCUGUUUGGAUUGCGGGUGACUGAUUAAGUCGUGAUGUGAAGACCUUCCAACACAACACGUCCACGCCGCAGCACUCAGGCGGCUAACAGCUGCUCUGAGCUGCACUUCGCCGUGGCCUAAUGGACCGCCGCGCUGCCGGACAUGUGGAGGGACUGACAGGCUGUAUACAAGCACAAUUUAUGGAAGGCCAUGAAGUUUGACAUGUAAGAUAGAGCGCAGAGCCACUUCUUUAACCCCGACUCCACCAUAUUCUACCGUUAAGUAGUUUUAAACGAGACAUGUAUAAACACGGCUGCAGCUCAGAUCAUCACUGUCUGAUUUACUGAUAAUAAACAUUAUGCAAGAAUCGCCACUUUUUCGGACUCUGCGCUGACACACUUUUGGAUUACCCUCUUUGCAAUGACGUAAAGGCAGCCUGAGAUUUACUCUCUGGCGCCUUCUUUAGCCUCUCUGGCAUUUUGAGAUGUGAAAUGGGGACGAGAGAGGCGCCAUUCUCUCUGUUGAAAAGUGUAGGAGCUAAGUCUAAACUUUAAGAUACUGAGAUGCUUGACCCAGAGUAACCUAGCUGAUGUUUCAUACACUACUGUGAGUCUUUGAUGAUCUGUCCCAAAUCAUCACCAAAUCCAUUUGCAAUUGACAUCAAACAACACUGAAUAAAGAAAAACACCGGCAUUUAGCACCACAGCCGUCAAAGACCUUUUGCCCUUCCAGGUCAGUCACCUGCCAACAACAGUGACAUGACUACCUUUACUCCUGAGCCCCAGAUAACAGGACAGCAACACCUUAAGCUUACAAAGUAAACAGCAACUCAUUUGAGGUUAUCAUAUCAACAUAUUUGACUCCUACAGAGAGCGAGUCUGAAAAACGAAGCCGGUGCUGAAUGAUCUGAAAACGGCGUUCGUCGAGAUGUCCAUCAAGGGGCGCCUACAGAGGUUUGGGGAAGAGGUCUAAAUGUGCAGAAUUCGACACUUUACCAUUUAAUUCUGGUCACGGUGUUUUUAUCAACGGCAGCUUAAUGUUUAUUUUGUGGAUAAAGUGUUAAUGAAAACAAGGGGUGGUCUUUCCUAAAAUGCCUCACAACUGGGUGAAUUACAUUUACUGCAGAAAAAAAACAAGUCUGUAAGACUCAGCGUCCAGUCUCUCCAUACUUGUUCUUAUUGAGAAAUAUUUGCAUGUCCAUCUGAGUGAGAACAAUCAUGUCGCUAUCACUUCGGUGUUAGAAAACUCACAUUCGGACAGCAUCAAUCUUGCCCGCAUGCACAGGUACUACCUUGCAAGUCUGGAGGAACUCUCUGCAUGUCGGAUUUUGCAGGUUUUGCAUCUACACUGUGUGCAACAUCUUCAGCCACAUCUCCAAGUCUUGAUUUUUUUCAACUAUCACUUUCUCGAUGCACAAUUAAUUGUUGGAUACCGAUAAUUACAUCCCUCAUUUCUACUCACGGAAUGUAAGCGACAAUCCCGGGUUAAUACCUCGCUGCAAAUUGCCAAGUUCUCCCUGUAAGAUUGGGAUAGUUUGAGUUGGCAAAUGCUGAGUAUUGCUUGACAGUGAACUUGACCCAGACUGACCUGAACCUGAAUCCAGUGUUAGCUGAGAUCCAGUAUCUCCUCCAGGAUGUCCAACAAACUGAGAUGAUGCCCAAGCAGGUUCACACAAAAUAUCCAGGCGUUCAAAUACGAGUAAAUAAAGCCGGUUUAUCAUUUUAUUUGUAACUGCCAUCCUAAAUAACUUGAGUACCACAUAUUUAUUCAGAGGGAAUGGGUUUUAUAUGACCAGGAGGAUUCAAAUAGUACAUCUUUCAUUGAGUGUUUGCACAUAAAGCAGCUUUAAUACGUGCACACACACAUCUAACCGAGCUCCUCGCAUCAGUGAGUCUGUAAAGGGCAUCCCCGGCUCUGCAUAUUGUUGAAGUGAAGGGGGAGAAAUUAAUGGUUACUCGCGCCUAUCGCUGGGUAGAGAGGCUGAGCGAGGCGUUGGUGCUGGUGAGUGGGGAGGGGAGCGCCGGUGAAGUAGUCUGGUGACUGAAUGACAUGGUUUUCUUCUGUCAGGGGUGGAGAAAGAGAAAGAGAGAAGGAUGAAAGUGAAACCUCUCCUCUGUGAGACUUUGAGAACAACACAUUUCCCAUCAAACGGCGGAUUAAUCUCCUGGAACUCAUGCGUGGUCACAUCCCGGUAUGCUGGCAGUGCCGGGAAGCCUGAGUGGGAGUCUGCGACAGAGUGAUGACAGGGGGGGAGAAGAUGGGAGGAUGGGCUCAGAUCGUCUGAUUUGUGGGGAGUGUGGGGGGAGAGAGAGAGAGCCAUAAUAAAGAUCCAAGGGGGGGAAGUAAUAUCACUGUCUGGGCCAGCAUCUCUCUGAAGAACAGCCUCCCAUUGGUUGGGUUUUCAUGACACCUGCUCUGCAGUGGAAACCUGCAGAGCUUCGAGCAGGUUCAUGCAAACCUGUGAGGCAAAAAGGUGAAAAACUGAGAAAUGCAGAUGCAGAAGAAAAAAAGAGAGAGGUUGCUGUGUGCUGAAAUAAAUAUUUUAAUAGAUGUUUUUGACAAAUGGUAGAUUGUACGCAUCCUAAGGGGUUCUUGUCCUGAAAGGCCACUGUAAGAUUACUAAGAAAAAAGGUGAGCAGGGGAGCAGGUACUGACCUCUGAAUAUGGUGAAAUAUCCCCAUUUUAAACACACUGUACCUGAAUCCUCUGAUGAAACCUGAGAUGUGUGUGACACAGCAGGAAGUCUAGAUCCAUCUGAUGAGUCCAGAGUCAGUCCUGAGACAGUUUCAUCUCCAAGAGCGAGUAAAAUCAUUCGCACGAAUGAAUUACAUGUUAAGUCAAUGCAAAGACGCGAUUAGACGCUCCUACUACUCUGGCGGCAUGAAUGACGCGAAUUGGGCAUCUUAACUUGAGCAGAAAUUCACGUCGUGAUAACCAAUCAGCGCAAAGGUUGCCGGGUGACGUAUGAAAAUAGACAGUUGUUAACUGGUGUCUAAAAUGGAGGACAAACUAAUCAUGUCAGUGUGUGGGUGCCCUGUAUUAGAUGAUACCUUUUCUUUCCAUUACUGAAACCAGAAUAAAAGGAGGUCGGAUUACCUGAUAAAUUGUAAAAAAAGCGUUUGUCUAUCACUGGAUCUUGCUGGUUAAAUUGGUGGGGAUUAAUGUUGAAAUUAGCAUAAAUGGCUAUAAACGCGUGAAUGAAGCGACUAAAUACUAUUCAUUCAUGCGAAUUAAGCGAGUAGAUUAUUUUACUUGUACUCGUACUACUCUGGCAGCGUGAAUGAUGUGAAUUUGGCGGGAGCUGAAGAUGUCUCAACUUGAGUGGAUAUUGGCAUCGCCAGUUGAAUUGGUAGUGAUUACUGUUGAAAUUAACCUAAACAUCUAUAGACACGCGAAUGAAGCGAGUAAAUACUAUUCAUUCACGCGUCCAGACUUGCGCGAAUUAAGCGAGUGGAUGAUUUUACUCAUGCUUGGUGUAAGCGCCCCAUUGGACACCUUGCAUUAGUUUCAACCUCCUACGGUGACCAUAUUCUGAAUCCCCAAAAAGAGGACAUGGCUAUGCUGGGGGUGGAGUCACAGAGUUGCGCAAAGUAAAUUUAGAGUUUUUCUGGUCGGGUCAAGUGUUUUUUAUGCGCUUAUAACUCAGAAAGUCUAUGCGACAGAAACUCAAAACCUCCAUACAAAAUUCCGGACAUUUGAAGAAAUUUAUAAACUCCCCUGGACAAGGCCGUACAGCCCCCCAAAAAGGGGACAUGUAAAAGAAGACAUAUGGUCACUCUACAAGUUACAACCUAAAAAAUGAUAUUAGCAAAAGAUUGUGCUCAUUGUGUGCACGACUUUGAGAACUUCCUCGGAGAUAAGUUCAAAUGCAUGAAAGAAGAAAUAAAAGAGGUGAUAAAAACCAGUUUAUCCGUCAGAGCGCUGUACUAAACUCUGCAGAGUAAAACUGGGUGACACGGUGAUGAAUGCUCUGCACUGCUUCUGCUCGUCUGUGAACAACUCGCACAUGUCAGAUUCAUAUUUCUUGUCCAUAUAGUCUAAUGUAUUUUUGCCACGACCAGCCGCGAAAUUCCUCAUGCAAACUUUAUUUCUCACACAAAAUAUUUGGGAGCUACUCGACAUGAUGAAGAAGAGAAAGUGAGCGAGAGAGUGAAAAAAAAAACACACACACACACUGUCAUGCACGCAAAUGGGCUCAUCAGGCCUCAUACGCUCACAUAUGCACAUACGUCUCCUUUCUUGGAAAGCCACAAGUUUCUAAUUAUAUCCUGGGUUUCAAAUAAAAAGCGUUUACAGCCAAUUCGUUUGCGUAAAUGCCAUUCCUGUCUGUGCAGAGAGAUGCAACCAUUUCUACCCGAGACAAUAAAUAGUUUAUUGCUUUUAUUUGUCAUGGCUUUAUGUUGUAUUGCCAAGCCCUCAAAAGAAUAGAAAAAAAGCAUAUUUUCCCACUAAUGACUGUGUGUGAUUUAUAGAGUCUGUCUUUGACAUGGGGGUGUCUGCGCGCUCAAACCGAGCAUAAUUAGACCUCUGGAGCUGCAUGCAGCGCAAAACACAUUGGACAGAAACGCCGCGCUUCCCAAAGAGAGAGAGAGACUCUGCCGUGCGGUUUGGGUAUAAUGCCGAACAGUCGGUGCAUGAGAAAAACGCCCGGAGGUUUCCCUUCCAAACACACGCACGGGCACGCACACGCUCACGCACGCACGCUCUCAGAGGUCAAUGAUAUCUGAAACAAACAUAAUGAUUGGCUUUGACACACUUUCAGAAUCAGAUACAAGGGGAGAAGAAAGAGCAUAUAGAUUGGCUCAGCGGGGAUCCAAAGAGUUAGUCAAGCAUGAGCUGUUCCCUGCCGAGCGGAGAAAGAGCGGAUUCCCCUCCCUCCUUCGUCCUCACUGACCCUGAAUGCUCACAGAGUGAUUUUAACAGGUCACAAAGGAGCAGGAGUUCACACUUUUUCUGACGCCCCUCACCCCCUCUCACUCACUCACUCACUCCUCCUCCUAGACUCUUCUCCUUCUUCCUGUCUCUCUUUGUCUGCCUCUCUCUGCCUGUGAAAGAAAGCGGGUAAGAUGAGCUGUGACUGACUGGUUCUGUUUCGGGUCCCCGUCAAGUGAUUUCUAAUGACACACUGCUUUGCCCCCACAACAUGUAUUUUGGAGUAAAUGAAUCAGGCAGAACACGGCCUCGUUAAGUUGAAAGAGCCGCUCUGUCCCCGCAAAAGUACAUGGUGCUCUGGAGCCGGGGCCGUUCACACCGAGAGAGAGGCAGGCAGGCAGAGAGGCCGGGCUGCGACGCCGACUUCACACACAUGCAAAAAAGACAAGAUGAAAGUGUGUGUGAGUGUCCGGCAACGGGGUGAAUCAGCUGAGAGGUAAUUUCACUCCGCUUUGACGUUUGUUUACAGGCUGCGUUUAAGAGCUCAAACACUUUGCAGACUUUGGCUCUCAGGUCAAAGCGGCUUCACUCGAUUUGUUCUGGGCCCGGAGCGCAAAAUAAACAGUCACGUGCGGGACCUUCGGGGACGCUUAACGUCGCUUCAAGUUUACGCCUAACAACGUCUGGAUGUUUGCAAGAUGCUGCUGACGUUUGUCCAGCUUUCUAUUUCGGUCUCUGCAAGAAAAUGUCCAAAGAAACGGAAUCGAAACAGAGCAAAGGUUGGGACGUGUCGCAAUGGAUUUUGUAGCUUCAAGACCCGGUUUCAUCGAGGGUCGUUUCCCCCGUCAAACUGAUCUAGGAUCUGUCAUUCCUGCAAACAGUGGAGGUUUGAGACUGUGGCUGCGGCCCUCGGAGGCUGAAAAUGAACAGAGAGUUUCCAGAUUACUUCACAUUAGCGAACUGGUCUGGCAACGCGAGCUUUCACGUAAACACAUUAAAGAGUCGAAGCAGAUGAGUGUUUUAUGGGAAAUCAUGAGCUGCAGAUGCUGGUACAUGAGUCCACAUUCACAACUCCUAAAUCCAAACGACUCGUCAUUAAACCUAAACGGAUUUCAACACGUUCAAUCGACGUUUUCUUCUAUUUUCUUUACCUUAAAACACCGGUCACCGUCACUUAGACGUCUGUGAUUUCAGACUCUUAGCUCAGGUUUCUGGUUUGCUGCUUUUGCAAAGUUUUUUAUUGGACUUAACUUUUGAGGCAAAAACAAAAAUGGCGUAAAUGCAACUCGGAGUGGGGCUCGAUAUGACUACGGCGGUAUAAAUGUGCUGACUGGUGCGAUAGAGAAGUUGAUAGCUGGAAAAUACGAUAAGACGACAGCAGGAUAAGGUGAAAGAGAGGUGGGAGAAAAGCUGAAAGAGGCGCAGAUUUUUUGGAAAUUGAAAAGGAGAAGGGUUGGUGUAGGAUGCUCUCCUGCAGAGAGAGUUAAAUGACGAGUAUCACUGAAAUUACCGAAAAGAGAAAUGGAGAUGUAUUCUUCCCUUGAUGCAAGAGACUUAGUAUUCCAUCAGCGUUGCAUGUUUCGCAGCAAAUACGUUCCCAUUCUAAUUGGAAGCCUCGCAGCACAUCUCAGCUAUAUUCCAGAAGCGUUCAACGUGCUGCGACGCUGAAGAUACACUCUGAGUUUAUUUUUGACGGAGCACGCAUCAUUCAGAAGAUUGUCCGAGACAGGAUAUCUUGCCUGGGAGAGUCGCAUGUCUUCCAGUAGAUUCAAAACUCAAAUACCAUACGUUGACCAACUAUUUAUGAUUGUGUAGAUGAGAAAUACUUCCUGUUUAUGGAUUUAUGGUUGACACAGAACGACCACAUGGCCAAUCCCUGAUGGACGCCAACAGGACUUUUAUGUUAACUCUUUCUGAAGGUAACAACACAGCGUAAAUGAACAGAGUUUACUUUACGAAACACAAGUAAACCUGCAAAAAUCCAAACUAUAAAAAUCACGCACGAGAAAUUCAACAGUCACAGAAUAAAAACCAAAUUAACAGGAAAUCGACCACAGAAGGACGGAGCAGCCUCCAGACUCCAAACUCGCCUCCAGUGGGCGCUAACGUUCGCUGUCAAACAGAGCCGUGAAGGGACGGAACACGUCAAACACACUUCCUUCAAGUUAACAACUUAACACUAGCACUGACAUGGCCGUUAUUUUACUGAAGAGUAAAGGCUGUAGCCAUCGAAUCAGCUCUUAAAAAGGUACAGUACAUCCCAAAUUUAUACCCCAGUUUUAAAAUUAAAACAUAGAUGAAGUUAAAAACACAAGAUGGUUAUGAAUGUAAGGCACUUUGAUAUAAAUUUGAUUUAUGCUCUCAUUAUAAGAAACAUUAACCUUUCUCCUUUUACAGUGGUUUAAGUUCGUUACUCUGUAAUUUGCCUUGAAAGUGGACUUUUGGUUCCUCCAACCUGCUUCAAUCUGAUUGGAUGAUUGUCUUUGAAUAUAUAAUCAAAGUGCUGCUGAUGUAUUAUUAACAAUAUUGUUAAAUCAUAAGUUUUCCUACUCAAACAGAUCAUUCUGAAUGACUAAAUCUUCUUCCUGAAGUGAGUUUUCGUGGCAUGAAAGCUCAUUUAUGCUCCCCUUAUGUACAAAAAUAGCAAAUUCAAGCUUAAUUGAGCCUGUAGAUGUUUAAAAAUGAUGCAUCUUUCUGCUACUAUAAUAAAUCUGGUAAAUAUGAUUAAACUGGAGUCGAGCCAAACACCUUGAGGACAAUUUAAACAAACCCAGACACGUCAUUUUCAGCUCCUAACAGUUCUAUUAAAACAUCAUCUAAUCCCAUCAUGUGUGAGGAGAAGAUCAUCAAAACAUCAGGUCUGACUAAGACGGAUUUCUUAAUCGGAUGAAAUCAAAUACUGUACAUGAUGUCAAAGAAACCACAAACUACGCAGCAGCAACAGCAACAGACUGUGAGUAAGGACAUUAACCAGACACACACACACACACACACACACACACACACACACACACACACACACACACACACACACACACACACACACACACACACACACACACACGUAGAGACACAAUAGGUGGAGAAGGCACUGUGUUUAUUUCCCGUCGAGGAUUAUUUACAAGGUACUUUUUCAUGAUGAGGCUUAAUUGUGCUGACGAAAAUCCCACAAAGGGGAAAAACAAAAAAACAUCACUUCAUGACGUUUGGAAGCUGGUCGUGAAACUCGAGACGUCACAGAUCUGCAGUUUGUGCCUCAUCAGAGCUUCAGAUGAUCAGAUCUGUUUAAUAAUAAGUCUGAACCAUCCAGAGUUUAUGAGGCCAAGAGUUAAAAGGACACAAACAGCUCGUAAGUCAUCGAUUUCUACAACUCCCUGAUAAUAAAUCUGAUCUGCAGGAAACCACAAACAGGCCGGAGAAGCUGAAUUUAGACCAGGAGUAGAAAAAAAAGGGACAAUUCACUGCGUUCAUACAUUUCAACUCCCCAUUAGCAGGACAGAUCGUCAGGACAGAUUGAUAACAUUGAUUUUUUGCAGCUUGUCACAGUCACCUGACUGGCGAGGAGUGGUGGAGACGGAUCAGGAGGUUUCAGCGGCCAAUCACAGCCCGAGCGUGCGGCCUGUCAAUCAUGUCAACACAACCAAUGGCUCAGUGUGCAGCUGGGCUGAGGCCCUGCCUCCUGAGCUGAGCACUCAAAGGGUUAAAAAGAAAUCAGAUCAUCUAAAGCCUCCUCAGCUCUUUCCUAAAAUAUGUAAAAUGGACAGAGGAUGGGGAGAUCAUCCGGGGUCAUCAGAAUAA
This is a messenger RNA of Xyrichtys novacula (pearly razorfish), 10528 nucleotides long. Lineage: Eukaryota; Metazoa; Chordata; Actinopteri; Labriformes; Labridae. The record is from the annotation of a GenBank genome assembly.